This is a messenger RNA of Molossus molossus (Pallas's mastiff bat), 594 nucleotides long. It is a transcript of the gene LAMTOR2, whose product is annotated as late endosomal/lysosomal adaptor, MAPK and MTOR activator 2. Gene Ontology annotation, cellular component: Ragulator complex. Gene Ontology annotation, molecular function: molecular adaptor activity; guanyl-nucleotide exchange factor activity. The coding region runs from base 92 to 469 and encodes 125 amino acids. The record is from RefSeq and is a predicted model, not a curated record. Lineage: Eukaryota; Metazoa; Chordata; Mammalia; Chiroptera; Molossidae. Gene Ontology annotation, biological process: positive regulation of TOR signaling; cellular response to amino acid stimulus. The transcript is spliced from 4 exons.
AGCAGGGCAGUACCGGAAGCGGCUGGCGGAGCUCGGCUGGAGGCAAUUCGAGGGUCUGGGUGCAAAAAGCCCAGGUUUAGGAGUCGCAGGCAUGCUGCGUCCCAAGGCUUUGACCCAGGUGCUAAGCCAAGCCAACACUGGAGGUGUCCAGAGCACCUUGCUGCUGAAUAACGAGGGAUCUCUACUGGCCUACUCUGGUUACGGGGAUACAGACGCCCGGGUCACCGCAGCCAUCGCCAGUAACAUCUGGGCCGCUUACGACCGGAACGGGAACCAAGCAUUUAAUGAAGACAAUCUCAAAUUCAUCCUCAUGGACUGCAUGGAGGGCCGUGUAGCUAUCACCCGUGUGGCCAACCUUCUGCUGUGUAUGUAUGCCAAGGAGACUGUUGGCUUCGGAAUGCUCAAGGCCAAGGCACAGGCCUUGGUGCAGUACCUGGAGGAGCCCCUCACCCAAGUAGCAGCAUCCUGAUGGGUAUUGGUGGAACUACGGGUCAUACAAAAGAGAUGAUCAUUUGAAGGGGCAAGGCCCCCCAGGGAAACCUUCCUGGACUGUGGAACUUUGUUUUUUCAAAGAAUAAAUUUCACUUCUGUCUU